AUGGUGAAAGCAUACGAGCUCCGUAAUAUGGAAAAGGAUGAGUUGCUCAAGACUCUGGGUGACUUGAGAAAAGAGCUCUCCGAGCUGCACGUUGCCAAGGUGACUGACGGUGCAGUCUCCAAGAUUGCCAAGAUCAAGGGGGUCCGCAAGUCGAUCGCUCGGGUGUUGACCGUCCACAACACCAAAGUCAAGGAAGGGCUCAAGAAGGCAUCGGCAGGAGCCAAGUACAUGCCCAAGGAUAUCCGAGCAAAGAAGACCCGAGCUAUGCGUCGUGCUCUUACCAAGGCAGAAAAGUCCAAGAAGACACACAGACAACGUUGCAAGGAAGCCGCAUUCCCCAAACUCAAGUUUGCUGUGAAGGCUUAG
Seminavis robusta is the source of this 366-nucleotide messenger RNA. The record is from the annotation of a GenBank genome assembly. Lineage: Eukaryota; Bacillariophyta; Bacillariophyceae; Naviculales; Naviculaceae.